This is a messenger RNA of Pollicipes pollicipes, 669 nucleotides long. RefSeq lists its product as uncharacterized. The coding region runs from base 1 to 669 and encodes 222 amino acids. The record is from RefSeq and is a predicted model, not a curated record. Lineage: Eukaryota; Metazoa; Arthropoda; Thecostraca; Pollicipedomorpha; Pollicipedidae. The transcript is spliced from 6 exons.
AUGGCGGCGCAGGACUACCUGAGCCGGCUGCAGUCCGGCGCCGCCGCCGGCAUCCACCCGCUGGCCGGGCUCGGCUACGAGGCGCUCGCAGGAAUGAAAGCGCACGGUGGUGGAAGCCCCAGCAGCUCUUCGUCCAAAGAUAGUCCGGGCGGCCUUCAGCUGCCGGACGGUACCGAGAUAAUCAAGCACACCUCGUCCAUCAGCGGCCCCAAGGUGCCCGGCACCACCAACCGUGGCCGCAAGAAGACCAUCUCGCUGGACCCGCCGUUCCCCGCCGGCAGCGGCGCCGGCGCGCUCUCGCACGGCGUCUCCUCCAUCCUGGGCCGCUCGCCGGCCACCGAGACGCGGCUGACGGGACAGCGUCACCAUCACACCGACGUCGUCCAAGUCCACCAGCGAUCGGCUGCGAGAGCUCGAGAUGCUCGGAACCAAGGUGGGCCAGUCGGCGUCGACCUCAGGCGCCCAGGUGACCAUCACGCCGGUGGCCUCCAAGGGCACCACCAUGCUGACCAGCUCGGUGUCGCUGACGCCCGUGGAGCGGGGCGGCGCCGGCCGCUCGCCGCCCGCCACCGACGGACCGCUCAACCUCUCCAAGAAACAGCCGACCAAAAAGCGCUCAAGUUUGCCGGACCCCGAGCAGCUACGCGGCGGCGCUCGGCCUGCCCAUGA